Molecule: messenger RNA, 782 nt
Organism: Triticum urartu
Lineage: Eukaryota; Viridiplantae; Streptophyta; Magnoliopsida; Poales; Poaceae
Source: RefSeq, a predicted model, not a curated record
CCCGGGUGGCAAGACGCCGCGCUCCGUUGGUGUUGGCCGCUCUGCUUGUCCACCCAGCUGAGGGGAUAAUGAAGCAGAGAGAGCAGAGGUAGAUAGACUCGAUGGCCAUGGGCAUGGCGGCAGCAGCAGCGGCCUCCCCCUCUUGCUCAUCCCCUCCAUGGCACGCCUCCUCCUCCACCACCACACGCAGCUGCCGCUCCCUCCUCCACACAGCCACCGCCACACGGCCCGCCGCUUCUCCGAACGCGCGCCGCCUUGGCCGCCGCCCGCGCGCGCUGCCGGAGACGGCGCUGGUGGCGGCCGGCGUGGCGGCGGCGGGGGUCGCGGCCGCCGCCGUGCUCCUGCGGGGCGAGCGGAAGGCGGAGCAGUCGGCGCAGAGGGAGCAAGGCGAGAAGAAGGAGGCGGUGGAGGAGUGCUCCGCCUGCGGCGGCAGCGGCCUCUGCCCGCGGUGCAAGGGGGAGGGGUUCGUGUUCAAGGAGGUCGGCGAGGAGGCGGCCGGCCGGGCGCGGCGGGCCGCCAAGAACAUGGCCACCCGCUACACCGCCGGCCUCCCCACCAAGUGGACCUACUGCAACCGCUGCUCCUCCACCCGCUCCUGCACCGCCUGCGACGGCUCCGGCGCCGUCCCCGCCCGCGCUAAGACGACCACCACCAAUUAGCCUUAGCCAAAGCUGCCUCAUUUUUCAGUACGUAAUAUAGUUGCUGCAGCCAGUCGAUCUAGCAAGUAUCCAACUCUUUCUUCUGCCAUGAAUCAAUCAAUCAAGGGGAGUUCUUCAUGUUCA